Actinia tenebrosa (Australian red waratah sea anemone) is the source of this 751-nucleotide messenger RNA. RefSeq names its product cysteine-rich DPF motif domain-containing protein 1. NCBI's taxonomy places the organism in Eukaryota, Metazoa, Cnidaria, Anthozoa, Actiniaria, Actiniidae. The record is from RefSeq and is a predicted model, not a curated record.
CCAGAAGAACAUGGAGGACAGAAAGAACACUGAAAAAACUACAUUUAAAUGCUCUCUCUGUGAUUUUACCUCUCGUUAUGACUACUAUGGAAGAAAUCCACCAUUUAGCAAGUCAAUAGUAUUGUUAGAAGAUGCCUAUUUGAUUCAAGACCCUUUUUCUCCCACACAGAGUCAUCUUACAAUAGGAUCAAAUUGUACACUGUGUUCUGCUGAUGUUUGUGUGGGACAGAACUGUAGUAUAUUCUACACAAAGAGGUUUUGCAUUCCAUGUGUGAAGAAAAAUAUAACAGAGUUUCCCGAUGAAAUUAAGACUGAACUCAACAAAAGGUAAAAGACUUGUUUCAAAAUUCAGGUACGAAAUUCUAAACCAAUAUGAUGUAGAAUGAUUUCACAUUUAAUCCGUGAAAAAAUAGUACGCACACUAGUUAGUGGUGGACUAUACACCCAUUGUUUUUAUUAUUAUUAUUAUUAUUAUUAUUAUUAUUAUUAUUUAUUUUUGUUUGUUUGUAGGUUUUGUUCAUUUAUUUAUUUUAUUUUAUUUUAUUUUUUUCAACUAGUACUAACUAAAUAGUCAUUUUUCUUUCACGGGUUAAAUGAAAUCACUGUACAUACCUCGGUGGAGUACUUGUUUGUUAGUGGGGAUGGCGAUGGAUUGCUUGUGUUUUUAAAAAAGAACGUUAAUAAACCCACGAUUAAACUGAGAACGAACAAACGAAAGGACAAAUGAAUGAAUAAACAAAUGGUGGAAAAA